Molecule: messenger RNA, 750 nt
Organism: Cryptomeria japonica (Japanese cedar)
Lineage: Eukaryota; Viridiplantae; Streptophyta; Pinopsida; Cupressales; Cupressaceae
Product: LRR receptor-like serine/threonine-protein kinase EFR
Exons: 1
Coding region: 1-750 (249 amino acids)
Molecular function (GO): protein binding
Source: RefSeq, a predicted model, not a curated record
AUGGACAACCAUUUGUCUGGAAAUAUUCCACAACAAUUGGAUUUUCUCCCAGAGUUGAUCGUUUCAGGUUUCAACAAUUUGACUGGUACAAUUCCCAACUCCUUGGGAAACAUAUUCUCUUUGGACCAGCUGGAUUUGGGAAACAAUCAAUUUCGUGAAAUAAGUUUCCUUGCCUUGAAUGUAAACCAUCUCACAGGACAAAAUCCUUCCUCGUCAAACUGCACAGUCCUGGAAGUAUUAGAUAUAAAUGACAAUAACAUAACUGGAGAAAUUACAGGUGAGUUGUUCUCUAAAACUACCAAUUUAAUGGAGUUAUAUCUAGCUAUAAAUCAAUUGACUGGUAGCCUUCCUGUCAGCCUCUUCACUUGUAGUCAGCUCGAACAAUUAGAAGUAUCCGGCAACCGGUUGAGUGGAACUGUGCCAACCGAAUUAGGAAAAUUGUACAGACUGAUAUGGCUUAAUUUGGGUUCUAAUCAGUUUACUAGCGGGAGCAAAUCAACCUUAAGCAUUCUUACUGCUCUUGCAAAUUGUUCUCUUCUGGAAGUUAUACUAUUAUCAGGUAAUCAUCCUACAGGAGUGAUAACCCUCUUCUGUGGGACAACUUUCUACAAAGUCAGAGAAUUGGGUUUGGAUAGAAACAAAAUAAUCGGAGAAAUCUCUCCACACGUUGGAAACCUAACUAAUUUAACUGAGCUAUAUUUAAACCUAAAUCUUCUGACAGGUGCAAUUCCCUCCAGCUUCAGAGUCUAG